GUAAGGUUAUUUAAUAUUUUAAGAGGAGACAGAAUCUUUGAAACUCUGUGCAGAGCAGAUUCAAAAUGAAGGUUCUUUCACUACUUCUGUGGUUCAAUUUAAGGCUUACUAGGUUUGUUUGGGGAGCAGAAGAAUACUUUGAGAUAUCUGGAAAAAGUACCUUUUCGGGAUUUCUAGCAGACAAAACGAGCUGCAGCCACUAUUAUUCAUGUAAUAUUGGAAUAUGCUACCGCCAUCAGUGUAUCUCUGGUCACUUCGAUCCAGUGAGUCUUGUUUGCGAUUCUUCAGGUCGUGUUUACUGUAAAAAUCAACCAGAUCAAUCCAGCAUACACACAACCGUACCAUCGACUACAAAGGCAACAACUAGACCUACAAAAACCAAGCGUAAAACAACGGAAAAGAUACACCAUCCAAAAGCGGUGUGUAGGGAAGGAAGUGUCAUAGCGUCUACUGAAAAUUGCGCGCGUUACUUUGUAUGCAUAAAAGGAAGGCAACGGCGUAGAGAGUGCACGGACAACCUACAUUUCCACAGAACGCUACUAGCUUGCGUUGAGCCUGAAAUGUCCGAUUGUCAGGCAGAUGAACCUAAAAAAAAGUCAAGGGAAACCUUCUAUCAACCUAGAAUAGAUUCAAGGGAAACUUUCAAAAAACCUAAAAGAGAUUCGAGAGAAACCUUCAAUCAACCUAAAAGAGAUUCAAGGGAGAGCUUCAAUCAACCUAAAAGAGAUUCAAGGGAGAUCCUCAAUCAACCUGAAAGAGAAUCAACCGAGACCUUCAAUCAACCGAAAAGCGAUUCAAGGGAGACCUUCAAUCAACCUAAAAGAGAUUCAAGGGAGACCUUCAAUCAACCUAGAAGAGAUUCAGGGGAGACCUUCAAUAAACCUAAAAGAGAUUCAAGGGAAACCUUCAAUCAGCAAUCAUGCGACCAGGAAUUGGAGACGUACCAAGAUAGAAAGGAUUGCAGAUCCUAUUACCAAUGCGUUCAAGGAGAAUAUAUAAGGACCACCUGUAGACAAGGUCUUUUCUAUAGCGAAAAAGUUGGAGCUUGCGUCGACCCUGAACUUUCUGGAUGUCACAUCCCAUCGUCAUUAGAUUCACUAACGGAGUCAGUAAGGACCUAUUCUCAUAUUGAUACUACCUUUAUGAAAAAUAAUUUGUUUGCAGAAAUGUAG
Messenger RNA from Hermetia illucens (black soldier fly), 1172 nucleotides. RefSeq lists its product as uncharacterized. The transcript has 4 exons. Gene Ontology annotation, cellular component: extracellular region. Bases 66 to 1172 code for a protein of 368 amino acids. The record is from RefSeq and is a predicted model, not a curated record. NCBI's taxonomy places the organism in Eukaryota, Metazoa, Arthropoda, Insecta, Diptera, Stratiomyidae. Gene Ontology annotation, molecular function: chitin binding.